CUUCAACUUCAUCUCCUCUUCUCCCCUCUCUCUCCCCUCUUUUCUCCUCUCUAUCUCUCAACCCCUCUCCUUAUCUCUCAACUAACUUUCUUCCCCCCUAUCUUAUAUCUUAUCAAGCAUGUCCUCGCCGUAUCAUCGUCGUCCUCUCCCAGAUUAUUUCCUGUCUUCGCCCUUGACCGCUCUCCUCUAUCCUUUUCACCACUUCUUCACUCAACUACGUGGCCCUCCCCAUCGUCCCCCGCCUGAUUCUCGUCCCAUUCGUGUCGUCUGUCUCUCAGAUACCCACACCCUCGAAUGGCCCGACGUCGACGUGCCGGACGGCGAUCUCCUCAUCCACUCCGGCGAUUUAUCCAAUGAUGGGUCCGUCCGCGAGAUCCAAGCCACCAUCGAUUGGCUACGAUCCCUGCCACACUCGCACAAGGUCGUGAUUUGCGGCAACCAUGACAGUUACUUCGACCUCCGUUCCCGCCUAGCCGAGGACCGUGACCAGCCUUCCUUUGCCGCCGUCUCCUCCUCAACCGCUUCCCUGCGCUCCCUCGACGACGACCCCCGCAUCGACUGGGGGGACAUCCACUACCUGCAGCACUCGUCCGUCACCCUGUCCUUCCCCCCUCUCCCACCGCCGUCCGUCCCGUCGUCGCCCUCAUCCACCUCGUCCUUCUCGUCCUUGAUGGCCAACCCCACCCCCACCGGCCGAUCCCUGACCGUGUACGGCGCUCCCCAAGUCCCCGCUCUCGUCCCCUUCGGCCCCGAACACGCCUUCACCUACCCGCCGCACCACGACGCCUGGUCUGGCACCGUCCCCAUCCACACCGACAUCCUCGUCACGCACACCCCGCCCCAGGCCCAUCUCGACCUGUCCCCCGUCUACUCCACGGGCUGUCCGUCACUACUCUCCGAGAUCUGGCGCGUGCGCCCACUCCUGCAUGUCUUCGGCCACAUCCACGACGGUUACGGCAUCGAGCCCGUCUACUGGGACGAAGCCCAGCGCGCCUGGGAGCGGCUGUGUGCGUCGCGCCUCCGCCGCGCGCGCUCCUCGCGCUCCAGCAACCUCCUCAUGGGCAUCCUGCGAGAUCUCGCCGACCUCUCCGGCUGGUUUGACGCCGCCCGGGUCGUUGUCUACGGGGUCCUAGGCAUUGUAUGGGCCAAGGUCUGGGGCGGUGACAACGACGGCUCCGGAUGGAUCGUAAAUGCCGCCGGCAUGAGCAGUACCUCAGGACGGUUAAUCAACCGCCCUCACGUGGUAGAUUUAUAACUGCCUUUUCCUUCUCUCUUUUCUCUUUUCUUUUUUUCCCCUCUUCUUUCUCUUUUGACGACUCUUUCACCUCAUGAAAAACCACCCCGUGGUCCCCAUGACUGUACAUAGUCAGUGAUGCCCUUUAAGACAUUCCCAUCUGCACAGCGAGCGAGCGAGCGAACAGCAACCGAGCGGUCAUUGGAUGAAACUGCAUUGGAUUUGGGCGUUAUUCUAAUUUUUCAACAUAUCUUUGAAUAAGAUUCACGAAGGCAAGACUAUAUAUCAACUAUAGUUUGCACAAAAUAUUUCCAUAAUAUAACUCAGCAAGACUUUUUGCA
Messenger RNA from Aspergillus candidus, 1575 nucleotides. Its product is annotated as metallophosphatase domain-containing protein. NCBI's taxonomy places the organism in Eukaryota, Fungi, Ascomycota, Eurotiomycetes, Eurotiales, Aspergillaceae. The record is from RefSeq and is a predicted model, not a curated record. The transcript has a single exon. Bases 119 to 1255 code for a protein of 378 amino acids. Gene Ontology annotation, molecular function: hydrolase activity.